AUUUAUGCUCUCUCUCUCUCUCUCUCUCUCUCACAAAAUGCAUCACCGUUCAUCAAUAUCUUUGGGUAAACUGUUUGUUAGACACCCUUUUCAGAGAUCUGCAAUACUUAAAUCUUCGUUUCACUUAGAAUAUCUCACAACUCUCUCAAAUCAAUGCCUUCCAUACUCACUGUCAUCACCAAAACUCAAGGAAAUCCCCUGUUUUCUCAACCCGACAAGCUCAAACUCUUCGACCCAGCUCGGGAUUUUCCAAAACAGGAGGCAAUACAGUGUUGACACGACUAAAGUAGUCGACGAAAUUAACCUCAAGUUCGCAGAGGCAAGAGAGGAAAUAGAGACGGCCAUGGAGUCCAAGGAAACUGUUUAUUUUGAUGAAGAAGCUGAGUGUGCUCGUGCUGCAGUGAAAGAAGUGCUAGAUAUGUUUGAGGGAUUGUUGGAAAAACUGCCGGAGAGCGAAAAAGGGGCGAUACGAAGGUCGAUGGGGCUCAAGAUUGAGCAAUUGAAGGCUGAACUUGAACAAUUGAAUGACUAGUAAACGAACCCAUAGUACAAUGGUGUUUGCCGCUGCAACUGGUGGUUGAAACUCUCGCUCCCAUUGUUGAACAUCAAUGGAUUGUCAUGGACCUUCACCAAGUAUCCUCGUGGUAUCUUCUUCAAGGUGGAAGGGAGCAAUAUAGAAGCCUUCACCUAAAGUUAUACAUUCCAUUUUGAAGAUGAUAUUUGAAUUCAAGUUGUACAAGAAUUUGGAAAGUUCUGUUCUGUGACCAUGAGGUUUACAUUGACUACUUUGUUGAACAUAAACAUUUACUGAGGCUGAUAACUAUAGCAGUAUUACAUGAUCAAGUAUUUUAUUGUUCUACUUCAAUGUAUAAAUCCUCCAUCAUGG
This is a messenger RNA of Ilex paraguariensis (yerba mate), 886 nucleotides long. The record is from the annotation of a GenBank genome assembly. NCBI's taxonomy places the organism in Eukaryota, Viridiplantae, Streptophyta, Magnoliopsida, Aquifoliales, Aquifoliaceae.